GUCAGAAGAAGAGCAGGACGGAAGUUGAUUUUCUAUCAGCGUGAUACAGUCGGGAGCUAGCUUAACAACCAACUAAAGAGAAAUGGACUCGACCGAGAAGCGUGGAAGCAAGACGUUGUUGGUCCGCCAUUUACCAGCCGAGUUGAGUGAGGAUGAGAAGGAGGACCUGCUCAAGUAUUUUGGAGCCCAGUCUGUCAGAGUUUUCUCGAACAUUGGCCGUAUGAAACACACCGCAUUUGCAACUUUUUGCAGUGAAAAAGCAGCACAAAAGGCUCUUACCCGGCUUCAUCAGCUAGAGGUCUUUAAUCGAAAACUUAUUGUGGAGUUUGCAAAAGGCCAAGAUAACAUCACAGUAUUAAAGGAUCCACCUGUGUCAGAUAGGAGUAAUAAGUUUGACAAGGGAGCGCAGAACAAACCAGAAACUAAGCAGCCUAACGUUUCUCUCAUAGAAACCGGCAUUGCUCCAAGUCUUGGGUUGAAAUAUCACCCAAAUCCCACUUUGAAGUAUUUGUACCCACCGCCUUCCAAUAGUGUGUUGACAAAUAUUACACAUGCCCUCCUGUGUGUGCCCAAGUUUUAUGUUCAAGUUCUGCAUCUGAUGAACAAGAUGAAUUUACCAUGUCCAUUUGGACCAGUCACUCCCAGGCCCCCCUUGUUUGAGCACCUGCCUACUGCCCCACCCAUCCCCAUGCCUCCCCCCUUGCCUCCUGAUCUCCCGCCUACACCAGCAGAAGAGAUGGAGAUGUCAGCUGAUGAAGAAUCUGAGUAUGAGAGUGGAGAUGAUGAAGAAAAGGAGAGGAUUGUUCGUCUGAUGGGUCUGGUCAACCAAGCAUGCAAGAGACCCCUGAGACCAAAAACCUCUUCGAAGAGGAAAAAACCCAAGAUCAAGGAUCUCCUCUAUGUGCCCAAACCGGACUCUCAGAGUGCUCCAGUCAUGCAGCCAUCAGACGUGUUUGAGCAGCCCCACCCCGCCGGACCGAAGAAAAUAGAAUUCCACAUUUCAGUUCCAGAGGUAGCAGCCAGGGUGGAAGGAAGUAGGAUGCAGUGUGAUGAAGAAAUAGAUGACAGAGAGGUUACCCACAACAACAAAAUGGAGGCUGCAGAAGGAUUUGGGAAGAUCUACCCCAGCAUCCAUUUGUUCCAGCAAUGUGAGGAGCACAGUGACGAAGAGCAGGAUCUCCCAUUGGAUGUCAUCUCAAGAAAAGAGCUUGAGAAAGGACGUCUCUCAAGAGAUGAGAUAAAAAGGAUGUCGGUAUUUAAGAAUUACGAGCCAGGCGAGCCGACCUGCAGACUGUAUGUGAAGAAUAUCGCAAAACAAGUGGAAGAGAAAGACCUAAAGUACAUCUAUGGGAGAUAUAUUGAUCCCUCAUCAGAAACUGAAAGAAACAUGUUUGACGUGGUUUUAAUGAAAGAGGGCCGGAUGAAAGGGCAGGCCUUUGUUGGACUUUCCAGUGAGCAGAGUGCUGAGAAAGCCCUGCGGGAAACCAAUGGCUAUAUUCUCUUCGACAAACCCCUCGUGGUUCAAUUUGCUCGAUCAGCCAGGCCAAAACAAGACAAUAACGAUGCCAAGAAAAGAGCAAAGCAAUGAUACCAUUUACAGGUGAGUAUUGUUUUAAAUAUAUUUACAUAGUUGUUGAUAAAGUAUUUAUUCAUGAAAAUGGAUUUGUUAAAAUGGCCAAAACAAAAUAAAACAUUUACGUUUACCGUAGUUCCUCCAAUAAUGGGCUUUUGCUUGAAUAGACUGCAUGGCCCAAAUAAACGGCCACAUGUGUCAUUUACUUGAACAAACAAGCAUGCCGCCUGAGCUAGAGACCUCCCAAACUCUGAAAAAAAAGACCAAACAUAUGACAUCACUAAGAGGCCAUAAUAUGAAUACAAUAACUGAUACCACCUUGUGCUGCAGACACUUCAGUAAACUGAAGCCUUUACGACAUAUACACAUACGUUAGCAACAACUGCUUAUCAUAAAGCAAGCUGUAAUUGAAAUAUAAUAAAGAUAUAAGUAUCAUUUGUGUGGAGAAAAUUAUAGAACAUACACUUUUUAAUUUGAUUACAUGUGGUCCUCUAUUUACAACGGUACUGAUAUAUGAUGUUUUGAGGUUGCCAACGUCGUGCAAUAAACUAAUUAGCGCAACUGCAUACAUUGUCACGCACCACAACAAGAUGCGCUCCGUUACCACUGUAAUUACUUUUUUCUAUUGUAGUUUUAGAUUUAUGGCUUAGAAGUGUUUUACUUGUACUAUUUACUGUAAUUAUGACUUUACUACUGCGUUAGUGUAGAAGACUCACUGCUGUAGGAACUGAACUCAGUCGUCAAUGGAGGACGCCCUGUAAUAAUAAAUGGAAGGAAAUACAGUAUUGAUUUAUUUUUUUCUGAAUUGUGACAGAGUUCACAUUGUAAUGCUUUCUUUUCAAUUUGUGUUCAUACUUUAUUCAUUCAAGAUGCCAAGGCUUGAAUUUGUGGGCCAGCAGAACCAUUUGUAUCCUUAUUUGACCAUAUCCUUUGGAGAGAAAAAAAUAAUAAUCUAAAGAGGAAGAGGCCAUUUCUAUUUGUGGCACCAAUGGAACAUGUAGCAUUGACCUUUUAAGCACAUUGAUUUAGAUUUACAAGGACGAAGUCCUAUUGUUUUCUGUCUGCAUUCAGUCUUGUUAACUAAAUGUUGCUAAAAUGUUGUUUUGACAAAGUUUUCUACCUCGUCUGGCUGAAUUUCAGGUGAUCAUCAUCAGAGGUUGGCUUCAUCUUUUAUUUAAUAAAAAAUAUUUUUUAUUGAAAUGAGGUUGUGUCUCUUCAGCAUACACAAACACACAUCAUUCCUAACGUCCAUGCAAGUACAGACUGGGAAAGAAUUAAAUGGAAAUGGUCAGUUGUUGGCAGCCGCAACUAAAAAAAAAAAAAAAAUGAGACUGAAGGAAGAAAGAGAGGAAAAUGUCUGCAAUAAACCAAAUAGAGUGAAGUUGGUGGAAAUUGCUGCAGCUGCUUUAGUUUACCUUUACAAUCCCGCCUUGCCCCACCUGUGUUAUUAGAGAUUAAACCUCAGAGAAUGAACUUUCCCCCUCAGCAGCUGUCAUAUCAGAGAAUUUGGAAAUCAAAUAUUUUCUGCCCUCUGUGAGGGCAAGUAAUACUCGAAGUGUAGUGGGUGCAUGUCAGUCAAUGAUGAAUUAAAGUUUGAGAUAUCGUCUUUGAGAUAAGGUGG
Messenger RNA from Phycodurus eques (leafy seadragon), 3194 nucleotides. RefSeq names its product RNA-binding region (RNP1, RRM) containing 3 (gene rnpc3). Gene Ontology annotation, cellular component: U12-type spliceosomal complex. Lineage: Eukaryota; Metazoa; Chordata; Actinopteri; Syngnathiformes; Syngnathidae. Gene Ontology annotation, biological process: mRNA splicing, via spliceosome. The record is from RefSeq and is a predicted model, not a curated record. Gene Ontology annotation, molecular function: U12 snRNA binding; protein binding; pre-mRNA intronic binding.